UAUUCAGUAGGAGACUCCGGGCUCUCUAGGCAGAUAACAGCAGGCGCAUUGACUAAGUUUCAUUCACCACUGACCAAGCACCUCGACCACAGGAAUCACUAUCUCACCAUGGCUAAAAUCUUGCUCACCGGAGCUACUGGCUUCAUUGGCGGAGAGAUCCUUCACACUCUAGCAUGCGCUGGACACUCAGGCCUACACAUAACCUCGCUUGUGCGAGACGCCAGCAAGGCACAGCAAGUGCAAUUGGCCUACCCAGAGGUCAAGACCGUCUUGGGAGAUCUGGAUGAUACCGACUUGAUAAAAGAACAGUCCAAAGCCGCAGAUGUCGUUCUGAACUUCGCUGCCACUGGACAUGCAGCGAGCGCAAAGGCUAUUGCGGAGGGCCUACAGGCACGACAGAAAGAGACGCAAAAGCCCGGUUACUGGAUCCAGAUUUCAGGAGCGACAAUCUACGCAGCGGACGAGAUUGGCUCGGGCCGUUAUGGUAAUGCGACUGACGAUACCUACGAUGACCUCAAGGACCAGAAGAAGAUCCUAUCAGCCAUCCAGAAGAAUCCCAAACGAGUGGUCGAGAACCUUGUCAUAUCGCAGAACCCUUCAUCAGUCAAGACAGCACUGAUUGUAGGACCCCUCAUCUACGGUGUAGGCCAAGGUCCGGUCAACCAGAGGAGCGUCCAGGCACCAGAAAUUGCGAAAGCGACUUUGAAGCUCGGCCAUGGUUUCAAGUUGAACGAGGGCAAGAACAUUUGGAGCAACAUUCACGUUCACGAUUUGGCUAGUUUGGUCUCCCUACUAGUCGGAGCUGCCAAAGAUGGUAAGGAUGGCUUCUGGAAUGAGGAUGGCGUGUUCAACGUCGAGAACGGCGAGCUGGCUUUCGGCGACUUGAGUGCUUUGAUCACAAAAGAGGCACACAAGCAAGGCUUCAUCAAAUCUGGCGAUCACCUCGAGACCAUCGACGCAGCGAAAGCUGACACCCUGAGUGGUCAUGCAUCAGUCUUGUGGGGCACGAAUGCUCGUACACGAUCGUCGAACGCUCAGAAGAACCUUGGAUGGAAGCCAACCGGAGCUUCGCUUGAGAGGACGAUUGCCGACUUGGUCAGUAGCGAAGGAAAGGCAUUUGACAGUAAGAAGAGUGAAUUGUAAGGAGUUCUAUCAAAGUUGUCGAACUAGUUGAGCAACAACAACACACAACCAAUCAACGCAACCUUCCUCUACAAUUCGAACGCUGUUUCCUUGUACGACCUGGCGUUUCACGCUCGACCCUCAAAACAUACGGAACAAGCCUUGCGGCCCGUGGUGCCCCACACUCUUACGCGUCCGCAUCGCCGUCCUGUCACUCUGAAUCUGAAUGACGCUUCAAACAUCAACACAUCCAUUGGUCUUCUGUAAAUGACAAGCUAUACAAGCAUUCUGAGGGAAAGGAUUG
Macroventuria anomochaeta is the source of this 1426-nucleotide messenger RNA. Its product is annotated as NAD(P)-binding protein. Lineage: Eukaryota; Fungi; Ascomycota; Dothideomycetes; Pleosporales; Didymellaceae. The record is from RefSeq and is a predicted model, not a curated record. The transcript is spliced from 6 exons. The coding region runs from base 109 to 1143 and encodes 344 amino acids.